AGAAAUGUCAAAAUGGCGUCAACGCAGGACGCUUGGUAUAUCUCAUUACUAGGUUUAGCGGAACAUUUUCGUACAUCAAACCCUCCUGACAUAAAAAGCUGUAUUCAGUGUCUUCAAGCAGUAUUUAAUUUUAAACCACCACAGAGGGUCGAGGCCAGAACACAUUUACAACUCGGUAAUAUCCUAUUGACGCAUACUAAAAACAUCGAUUUGGCGAGAACGCAUUUGGAGCAGAGUUGGUGCUUAUCUCAGACCAUCAACGGGUUCGAUGAUGUCAAAUUCGAAGCUGCAAGUGUGCUGGCGGAGCUGUUCGAACAGCAGGGACAGCCUUCCCAUUCUAAACCUAUACUACGAAAGGCUAUCGAACUGUCACAACACAGUGUUUACUGGCACUGCAGGCUAAUAUUCCAGUUGGCACAAAUCCAUGCAACAGAGCGGGAGUAUGAAGUGGCAAGCAGUCUCCUCGGUGUGGGAGUGGACUAUGCACAGAUCUCCAAUGCUGCUUACACAAGAGUACUGUUUUUACUCAGUAGGGUUAUGUUACUACUAAUAGACAAGAAAAUCCAAGAAGUGCUACCUCUACUGAAUCAGGCUGGACACCUUGUGGAGACAUGGGCUGGCAGCCCACAUCAGAAGGAAUACUUGAAAGUCUUCUAUUUUGUACUGCAGGUGUGCCACUACCUGAUGACUGGCCAGGUGAAGAGCGUGAAGCCAUGUCUGAAACAGCUGCAACAGAUCAUCCAGACCAUCAUGGCGCCCGGGUGGCCGGAUGACGACGCCGUGUGCGGCGCGCCAGCGGCGGGCGCGGCGGCGGGUGCGGGCGAGUCGUUCGUGUGGCUGUCGCGCCAGCAGCUGUACGUGUUGGUGUACCUGGUGACAGUGAUGCACGCUGCGCAGGCGGGCUACAUGGACAAGGCGCACAAGUACACAGAGAAGGCGCUUGCGCAGAUCGACAAGCUCACCUCGAGCGAGGAGGUCAGCGAAGCGGCCGGAAGUAGCGCGGGCGCAAGCGGCGCUCGGGGCUCCGCGGCUCUGGCGUGGCGGCUGCGCAUGGCACUACUGGAGCACGCGGCGCUGUGCCGGCUCGUGGCGGGUGGCAAGGCGCAUGCGCUGCAAGAGAUUGCACGCGCAGCCACCCUGCUCUCCUCCGCGCCCAACGCGCAAACGGCGGCUACGCAUACUCCACAGCUACAUUGCCUGCUGGGGCUGUACGCCAUGUCCAUGAACUGCAUGGAAGCAGCUGAGGCGCAGUUCCUAACCGCCAUUAAUAUGUCACAAGAAAGGGAUCUUUGGAUGUUUGCGAAAUUAAAUCUGGCAAUUGUUUACUUACGGGGAAGGAGAGACAAUGACUUGGCACAACUAAUGGAACAGGUAAGGCCGGAAGCAUUGCCGGCGUACGCACACGGACUAAGGGCCGCUUCGUAUUACGUAUUGGGCUUGCAAGCAUUCUUCCAAGCGCGAUACAAUGAAGCCAAACGAUACUUGCGGGAGACUUUAAAGAUGGCCAAUGCGGAGGACCUGAACCGUCUAACGUCAUGCUCACUGGUGUUACUCGGCCACAUAUUCCUGUCCAUCAACAACUCCCGAGAGAGCAUGAACAUGGUAACGCCAGCUAUGCAGCUAGCGAGCAAGAUACCAGAUGUACACGUCCAACUGUGGGCAUCUGCUAUAUUGAAAGAUCUGUACCGGCUAGCCGAAGACACGGAGCGUGAAAAUGAAGCGUACCAAACGCAUUGCAACUUCUCACAGGCGCUACUAAAGGACCACUUCGCAGCGUCGCAGAUGCCUCAACACGCGCUUGUGCAUUGGACCACCGGGCCCCCGCCCGUGCUGCCUGAAGUCCCGGCCCCGGGGACGCACACCUCCUAAACCAAAAGUGCGGCAAUAAGUGAAACAGUGCAGUGUCACUGUUCACACCCUCGUAGAAACACCAGUGUGUCAGUAUGUGUGUUACAAAACUAAUGUCACAAUAUGUGUACUAGUGCAGUGAACCCACAGUGAUAGUGCCCCACGAAAACAUACUAGCACAACAUUAAAUGUAUUACAAUACUUUUACAAUUCUGGUGUUACAACAGUGUGACGAAAUGUGUAACAGAACAUUGAACCCAUAGUGACAGUAUAUGCACCAAGAACAAUUGUGACAGAACAUGGGUUACAACACUAGUGUGGACAAAAUGUGCAGUGAACCCACGUUAACAGUGUACACCAAAAUCUUAAAACUACUGAUGUGAAAAUACGUGUGUUAGUGCGAAAAUAGGCGUGUUUCAACACCAAUGCGUAUCUAUCGGUCAGUGAAGUGACAGUAUAUACAGCGUUUCCUGAAGUACUAAUGUUACAAUACAUGUGCUGCACAGUGGAACCACAGAAGUGUAAAUACUAUGUAAAUAUUUAAUGUAAAUUUGACAAUUAUUGUGAUUGUGACAUUUGAUAUAAAAAUCGAAAGGUACAGUUUCUUGGAUAUUUUAGUGACCCCAUUGUACAUUUCUUUAUUAUUGAUAAUUCCUUCUGAUUUAAUGUUAAAACUUUUUAUUUUUUUAUUAGUUCUCAUUGAUGUAACUGUAUAUCUGUUUUUUUAUAUCAGUGUGACACCCUUAUCUUAAUGUGGUUAAACAGUUUGGAUAGGCACAGCAAUGGGUCUGUUUGGAAUCUUUACAUAUGAAAUGAUAAAGUUAUCUUGCUGUUAGAGCUAUGCAUAGACACUAAAAACAUCUAGAAGUAAAUAUAUAUUAGUAAAAUGUUAUUCUAUAAAGGUGCAUUUACACCAAACAAACAGAGUCAGAGCUAGAAAAGAGCUUUCUGUUUUGAUCUUUUAGUGUAAACUAAAGCCGUCGUCUCUCGAAAUUAUUGUUAUAAAAAAAAGUUUAGCUGUGUUUUCUGUAAACAGACUUAAAAUAAAAUGAGAAGAAAUGGACUUUAUAUAGCAAAGACUUUUCUUCUUGUCCUAUUAAUACUAUUUAAAUUCUGGUAAUAGCGACAAUAAAUAUCAUAUCAAAUGGUGAUGGCAAUGUUGUAAAUUUUUAAGUUUAGUGUAUUUAAAUUUAUUUGUAAAUAAAUUAUAUUUAUAAUCUGCGCCAUUAAAGAAUAGAUUUAUUUAAAGCGUACGGUGUCGUGCUAUCUCGUUACGCUCAUAUAGUGUGCGCAAAAGAGAAAGUAAGACUUCAGCCAUAUUUAAUAUAAUAUAUAUACAUAUAUUUUAACAGUGCAAGUUAUAGCAAAUUCCUUCUCUGUCAAAUGUUUGAUCACACUAAAGAAUGUCAUUAAGGUCAUGUUAACUAGUGGCUAUCUAGCUUAUUAACUCAUAACUACAUAAUUAUAUCUUAAAUUAUUUUUUUUUGAUAACCCUUCAUUCCUAGGCUUUUACUACCCCACAACUGGGACAUAGGCUGGUCUUCUAAAAGUGGGUUGUACAACAUUAGCCUGAUAAAUAGCCAAGUAAAUAAUGCUGAAUAAUCAUAGUUGUAUUUAUAUUAUCCCAUAAUUAACAUCCAUAUUGUUCAAUAAUAUUUAUGUUCAUUGAAUUAUGAAUUGUUGUAUAAAUUAAUGUUAGUAUACAGGUAAUUACAUAUUGCUGCAUCAAUUUAUAUUUGUCUAUACAUAUAUGCAAUUGUAUGAAGAUGGCUCUUAAAAGUUAUCAGAGAGUUUUAGUUGACAAAUUCAAGAUACAGCUUCCAAAGCGCUUCAUUUGAUCAAGCAGUUACCGCCGACUUUGUGCAACCGAAAGAAACUAAUUAUACGUUUAUAUGUUUUAGAAAUUUUUAUAGAUUAAGUAUCUAUAAAAAUAUCUAAAGUAUAUUCUAUUAAACUGCAAUUUAACUUAUUAUGUUAAAUUAUGUAAUUGAAAUUUAUCUGAAGUUAAUUCAAGUUGCACAUUUAUUGGUAAAAGUGUUCAUGCGACAAAAUGAGUGUUUUGCUUUGUUUUAUACUUUUUUUUUUAUUACACUAAUAAUUCAUAAUUCAUUUAUUUCAUUAACUGUGUACAUAUAAAUGGUCUUAUGACCCAAAAAUGGCUUACAAUUUGCCAUUUCAGGCGCAGUGAGCAUUAUAUAAAAAAAAAAUCAUAUUAAGGCAUAUCCCACAUGUCAAAUUUUAUCUAAAUC
This is a messenger RNA of Pararge aegeria (speckled wood butterfly), 4097 nucleotides long. It is a transcript of the gene Mau2, whose product is annotated as MAU2 chromatid cohesion factor homolog. The record is from RefSeq and is a predicted model, not a curated record. The transcript has 12 exons. Gene Ontology annotation, cellular component: chromatin; SMC loading complex. Lineage: Eukaryota; Metazoa; Arthropoda; Insecta; Lepidoptera; Nymphalidae. Gene Ontology annotation, molecular function: double-stranded DNA binding; protein binding. Gene Ontology annotation, biological process: mitotic sister chromatid cohesion; maintenance of mitotic sister chromatid cohesion. Bases 13 to 1869 code for a protein of 618 amino acids.